AUGUGCACCCUGUCCGACACCUCCUGCCUUGCUUUCUGGGCUCCACUGCCCCUCCCUGGCCCUCCCUUGGGACCAGGACUGGCAUCAAAGGGUCCUGCCUGUCUUCCAGUACCCAUCUUCAGCCAGAAGAAAAAAAAUAGGCAGCCACUAACCUCAGUUCCUCCAAAAAAUGAAGGCUCUGCUUUCGCUCCAGAAAGUUUUGAAUUCUCCUCCAUGGCAGCGGGGGAUUCAGAUUCCAUGUGGGCAAGCAGAACUUACCAGGCAAUCAAUGCAGCAAAAAAUGUAGACUGUAGAAAAGGGAACAGUCGCUCAAUACUGGACUUAAAGGCUUUCAAUGUCUUCAAUCAAGCACAAGAAUUCUGCAUGGAACCUAUCAGGACUUUUGCUGUCAAGGUGGAUGUUCAGGCCUCCUUUGAUGCCAGCUUCGGACAUAAGCUUUCAAAACAGACAUCCACAUCAUCAUCAAAGAGAUCACAGUACUCUUUUGCUGCAUCAUCUGGAUCAAAGGAUUUCAAGCUUCCAUAUACCUUUAAAAAUGUUAAAAUGAAAAAAGAUGAUGCGUUUGAUGACAUGCCUGAGGAAGAAAUGGUGCAGGCUAUACCUCUUUAUCAAAUUACUUUAAAAGAAAAACGUAAUACUUUAAGAAUCAUAACUGCGUCAGUUGAAAGCAUGAAGCACUGGAGUCAGUACACCGACCAAACUCCACUACUAUUUGAGCUAUUAGCCGUACUUGAUUCUGCUGUCACAUCUGGAAGUCAUGGAUCAAAAUCAUUCAUUUUGAGGGAUGGAAAAAACCAUGUUUCGUGUGUAUUUUAUGAAAUUGACCGAGAUUUACCAAGACUAAUAAGAGGUCGAGUUCAUCGAGUCAUGGGGAAUUAUGAUAAAGAAAGAACCGUGCUAAAGUGUGUUUCUGUGAGGCCGGCAUCAACCGCAGAACAACAAACCUUUACAGAGUUUGUCACUGCUUCCAGUAAUGAGAUGGAACAAUACAUUAAGACAAUCAAUAACAUGUAA
Messenger RNA from Nanorana parkeri, 1014 nucleotides. It is a transcript of the gene SPATA22, whose product is annotated as spermatogenesis associated 22. The record is from RefSeq and is a predicted model, not a curated record. The transcript has 10 exons. Gene Ontology annotation, biological process: meiotic DNA repair synthesis; regulation of meiotic cell cycle; homologous chromosome pairing at meiosis. NCBI's taxonomy places the organism in Eukaryota, Metazoa, Chordata, Amphibia, Anura, Dicroglossidae. The coding region runs from base 1 to 1014 and encodes 337 amino acids.